GUCAGAGUUGAACACGGAAACAGAAGAAAGUCGGAGCUGUACUGCGCAGGGUGCGAAUAUUUCUGCGUGAGCAGCAUGAACAGCGCUGAUUUCGAGAGGAUGGACAGUCUGGACGGCUGGGUGGCCAUCAGGAGUGAUAUAUUCGAGGACAGGGAGAGGUAUAAGAUGGGGUUCCUGGUGCAGUGGAGUGAGAUGGAGGGUAAGUUCGCUGUCAUCUGUCACAACAGGACCUUACAGCAGAAGAGGAGCCGGGACAUGAAGGACGGCCGGGACGGGGAGACCAGCUGGGCCGGUAUGUUCUCAGGAGACGAGCUGAAGCACGUCCACCAGCAGCUGAGCGGCUGUGCUGACCUGCUGACCCCCUACCUGCCCGACCUGUCCGGCUUCACUGAUCCUGGACUGUGGGGCAGCGUGAUGUUCUCCAGGACCGAGAGGCAGGAGCAGCAGGUCGAGACCGUGUGUAGACAGUUGGAGAGGUACUUCAGCAUGGCUGUGGAUGUGUGUGGAGCUACCAUCCUGCUGGAUGUUCUGUUCGGCCAGCAGGAUGGUGAAGGUGAGGAAGAGAGGUACUGCGAGAACCUGCUGGAGUUUAGGAGAAGAGCCAUGGAGGAGCAGGUCCAGAGGGCUAAGCAGGCUGUACUCAAGAUCGUACAGCGCCACAGUGGUGCGGCCGGACUGGUGCAGCUGAUGAAGAUCUACGAAGAAGAGCAUGAAGCCUACGGUGAUUUAGUUACCAUAGCAACGCAGUUCUACCAACACCUACUACAACCGUUCAGAGACAUGAGAGAGCUGUCGACCCUCCGGACCAUGGAGAUCCAGAAGUGUUUAGAGGUACAGGAGCUCGGGCCGAAGCGAGUGUGUGAGUUGGAGAGAGAGGCAGUAGAAUGGAACAGGAGAGGAAACGAUGCCGUCUGCUCCAUACAGGACGUCACUGUGUGUUACUUCACUGAUACUACAAGUGCACUCUCAGGCAUGCUGAAGCAAAUGGAGGUGGACCGGAAGAGGUUUGGCUCCGCCUCCUGGUCGGUGGCGACGCCCAGACUGGAGAAACUCAAAUUCCAGUUGGCGAAGGAGACGCUGCAGCUGAUGAGGGCGAAGGAGCUGUGUGUGAGCCGCAGGAAACAAGACAUCAAAGAGAAGAUGGGCAGUGUGUGCGAGGGUUCGAGUGUGUGUGAGGUGGACGUGCUGGAGCUGCAGUAUUACGAGGCUCAGUUGGAAAUGUACGACUGCAAACUAGAGAUCCUGAAGAACGAAGAGCUGCUCCUGUUAGCGCAGAUACACACCCUGCAGAGAGAGAUCAAAGAGCUGAAGGAGGAAGUGGUGUAUUACGAUGCGUGUGAAGACCCCGGCGAGCUGCAGUGUAUCCAAGCUGAAUCUAGCCCCGCCCACACAGGUGCUAACCCCACCCACUCUCACCUACAGCAACGCCUACUGCAGCUGGACAGGAAGAGGGCGAUGACAUCAUCACGGAGAGCUACACUCCGCAACCGAAAAGAUAGGUGUAUAGAGGCGCAUGAGCUCCAGCAGAGGGCAUCACAGCAGCGAGUCGAACAACACCAGCAACACCACGCCGUUCACCUGAAGCGAGAGAGGAAGAGGGAGGAGGAGGAGAAGAGGAAGGACUGGGUACAGACGGAGAGGGAGAGGACUCUCAGCCGACUGCGCUCCUUCAGAGAGAAGAGUAACGGUCAGUUCGUGAUGAAGACCCGUCGCUCCAGGCCGAACCCUCAUGACUCUGCUGCUGAUGACUCCGCCCAGCCCAUGUCAAUCAUCUCACUGACUCCGCCCACCCAAGCAAGAAGCACCACACCCAUGCAGAAAGGAAGGGGGCGUGGCCAGAAGCAAAGGGACAUCCCAGUACAAAUCCUGUUACCUCCAGGAGCAGGAGGGGCGGGGCCAGAGCGGGGUCUUACCCCACCCUCGGCUCCUCCUCCUCCACCUCCUCCGCCCCCUCCUCCUCCACCACCACCACCACCACCACCUCCUGUAGCUCCGCCCCCUCUGGUAGCCCCGCCCCCUUCUGUAGCACCACAUCCACUACGCUGUGAAAGAGAAGCUGCUGAACCGCCCACUGCUGGAUCGAUGGACGACGUUCUGGCCUCGCUGCAGAGGGGACGCGCUCACCUACGCAAGGUCACACCCAACCCACCCAGCGCCACCAUGGACACCGGCAACUUCAGAGACAACCUGCUCUCCGCCAUCCGCCAGGGCGUGACCCUGAAGAAGGCCCCACCCCCCAAAGGCCCCGCCCUAUCCCACAAUUCUGAGCUGGAGCAGAGCAUCAAAGCCGCCAUGCUGAGGAUGAAGAGGGUCUCUAACGAAUCAGACGAGGACGAUGAGGAAGCUCGAGAUACGCCCAUGGAGGAGUGGGACAGCUAGGAGUUUAUACACACACACUGAGCACUUUAUUAGGAACACCUACCUGGUACCUACGUUUAUUUAGUAUUUUAUAAGCUGCACCUACAAUAGAGGUAUACAAUUACUAACUGUAAUCCAUCUGUUGCUUUGUAUUGUGUCAACUUGCCCCCAUUCCUUUCUCAGAUGGCAUUUAUCAAUAACAGGGCAUGUGUUCCUAAUAAAGAGCUGAAUCCCAACAACACUGCUGCACACACACUACCAGCCAAACAUCAACUGGUCAGUGGGGGCCCUAUGGAGUCUGACACUGUGUACAGAGCAACACAUGGACUACAGUCAGUGAUUGUAUACCAACAAAGUUCACCUGUAUGGUCGGUGCAGCUUAUAAAUAAUCAAGGUAGGUACUGGAUAGGUGUUCCUAAUAAAGUGCUUGGUGAGUGUAAGCAGAGACAGUACACACACACACACACACACACACACAGAGCUACACUGUGGAUAUUUAAAGGUGGUUGAACGUAGUUUGCAUGUCUUACAGAUAAACGUUUAAUCUGAAGAAAUUAUAGUUUGUUAUUAUUAUUAUUAUUGAUUAUUAAUUAUAUUUUAUAGAUUUAAAGUACCUUAAUACAUCCUUGGUGAAAUUUCGGUACGUCACAACUCCUGGGAGUUUCCUCCACUUCUGCAUAAUGACUCUCACUGUGGUUUGCUGGAGUCCCAGAGCCUUAACUAUGACGUAGUAACCCUUUCCAGACUGGUACAUUCAGGUACCUGGUACCUGUGUUUGAAUCUCUGUCGAAUGUGGCGUCGUGCGCCGCUUCACGUUACCGGACAGGUUCAGUGAUCGUGCCCGGGCGUGGCUCGUCAAAUUAAAGGUUGUUAAAUGGUUGUUGAUCUAGUAGCAGCUGAACAAUACUUAUCCUCCAAUAAACAAAGUAUUUGUAUUUA
This is a messenger RNA of Trichomycterus rosablanca, 3297 nucleotides long. RefSeq names its product WASP homolog-associated protein with actin, membranes and microtubules. Gene Ontology annotation, molecular function: Arp2/3 complex binding; actin binding. Gene Ontology annotation, cellular component: cytoplasm; endoplasmic reticulum-Golgi intermediate compartment membrane. The transcript is spliced from 10 exons. NCBI's taxonomy places the organism in Eukaryota, Metazoa, Chordata, Actinopteri, Siluriformes, Trichomycteridae. The coding region runs from base 76 to 2379 and encodes 767 amino acids. The record is from RefSeq and is a predicted model, not a curated record. Gene Ontology annotation, biological process: Arp2/3 complex-mediated actin nucleation; endoplasmic reticulum to Golgi vesicle-mediated transport.